This is a messenger RNA of Myotis myotis, 2203 nucleotides long. It is a transcript of the gene CIROZ, whose product is annotated as chromosome unknown C1orf127 homolog. NCBI's taxonomy places the organism in Eukaryota, Metazoa, Chordata, Mammalia, Chiroptera, Vespertilionidae. The transcript has 8 exons. Gene Ontology annotation, biological process: heart development. The record is from RefSeq and is a predicted model, not a curated record.
AUGGGUGGCUGCGUCCACAGUGACGGGCUGAGGCCGGCCAGGGGUCAGGUGUCCCUCUUUUACCAGCAGGGGGACACAACAUUGGGUUUGGUAUUGAUCCAGGGUCACGUGUAUUCCAACGUUUAUCCGGUUUCUCUGCCACUCUAAUUCGUUUGACCGAGCGAAGAGCUGGAAAAUGAUGGUGGGGUGGUUAGGCACCUGAUGGCUAGGUUCCUUCUCAGAAGUAUCUUCUUAUCGACAGACGAGGCCGCGUGCUUCUCAGACUCUAUGGCCCUGUGGGUCUCCAGGAGGUACGUGGAGGGUGUGAGGCAGUGUCUGAGCAGAAUCCUGCCCUCGCAGGUAAGGGCCAGUGGUUGGCUGGGUAGGAGGAGGAACAUGAUCUGCCCCAGGUUUGAAACCGAUUCCACUGGCUGCUGCAUCCCCAACUGCCUGCAUUUUUUUUUGGUCAAAUGUGAUCACUUCUGCAUCCUGAUUCCCGAUGGUGACUUCAUUUUUUAAGCCGGAUACUCGGCCUGCUUGGUGCAGGAGGGGUGGAAAGCAAAUUACAGGCUGGGAAUCAGAAUAUUUCAGAGACGGGUGAAGGGGUUGCAGCAGAGCGACCGCUACAUAAUGAAGUGCUCAGUGUUAAGGUCCAGGCUGGGCCAAGAGAGAGGCCACUGCCGACCCACGUCCACGCAGCCAAAUUCCCGUGCGGGCAGCGAGGCCACACACCAAGUAACCUCGUGUCACCCAUUCAGGAAGCGUGCUGCGCUGGCCGUGGGCGUGGCCCCUGGCGAAGGCCCUGCCACCAGCCUUUCGUCCACACACCUGCCAAGUGUGUACUUCUCCGUGUCACCUGUCCUCUCCCCUCCAGUGUCGUCCCAGCCGGAUCCAGAGUCUGGAGCCUUCCCCGUGACGGAGAGCGGGAACUGUGAGGCGGUCAGCGGGAACUGGCUGGGCGCUCCGGGCCCAGGCGGUCCAGGAAGCCUCAGGGAAGCUGGCCAUAGGGUAGCCCUGAGCCUGGGAUGGACUGAGAUGGCCGCCCCAUCCUCUGGCGGCGAACUCCUUGCCAGCAGGGGCUGCGUCUCCUUCAGCCUUUUAUUCUUCACGCUCCUUAUUGAACGGCCCUGCCCUUGGCGCUUGGGCCGUUCCUGCAAACAGCCAAACCUGUGGGAAGAAGCUGGGCAUCGUCUCCCUUUCUCCCAGAGCAAUGCAGUCAGCACGGUCCUAGGCUCCCUGGGAAAAGCGGGGUCCCCCAGACACCCUGCCUGCGGCCACGCUGUUCUCAGGUGCGAGGACCUCCUCCACAGCCCCCUCCCUGGGGUCUCGAGGCCUUCGGUCACCCUAACUGAUGGUCUAGGAACUCUCAGGCCAGAGCAGGCCCCCACCCAGCCACCAGGAAGUCCCCUCCUGCUGGGAGGGUUGUCACAGGGGGAUGUGGCUGCCACUGAGCCCACGCAGAGGAGGCCUAGCCAGGCCAGCCAGGAGGUCCAGCCAUUGGUGAGGCCCGCACUGACCAGCCUGGCGGAAGAGGCGGCGGGUCCCCCUGCUCCUUCAGCGAGCCCAGGAAACAUUCCCCGCAGUGGAGGCCUGGGGCCACACGGGAAGGGGGCCAGAGGGUACCUGGGCCUGUCACCCCCAGAACCAAGUGAGGACAGGGAGCGGCCAGGACUCACCCUUCUGCUGGGGACACAUCCACUGCCCUAACCGUGCAUCCUGCCACCGUGUGGUGGCAGCAGCCAGGCCCAGUGCCCACCCGAGGGCCUCAGGACCAUGGGAGGCACAAGGUGGGCCCAGCAGCGCCCCCUGCCCCCCACCAGUUCUUACUGCUCAGCCACUGCCAGCAAAACCAGCCGCCUGGCCCUCGUCAGGUGAGCCCUCUGUCCUCCACCUCCCAGAAGCCCCCAGCCUCAUCCGUGAGGGUCAGAGAGACCCCGAGGCCUGGAGUCACCCCCAGCCUCAUCCAUGGGAGGGUCAGAGAGACCCCGAGGCCUGGAGUCACCCAACUAGCUGGUGGAAUAGUCUGAGUGGGGGCUGCACUCACAGCCAGCAGACUCGCCCAGCCUGGCUGAGCCUGGAGCCCCUUCCCUGCUGCCCAGGGGACACCCAGUGGGAGCCGGCAGAGCCCACACUGGCAACCAGCCCUGAACACCUUGGGCCUCCUGAGCCUCAGAAUAUCAUGCAGGGGCUUCUGAGAGGCCCCCGUGCCAGGGUGAGUCCUGGA